Messenger RNA from Echinostoma caproni, 693 nucleotides. Lineage: Eukaryota; Metazoa; Platyhelminthes; Trematoda; Plagiorchiida; Echinostomatidae. The record is from the annotation of a GenBank genome assembly.
AUUGCUGAAUUUCUUCUAGAUAAUGGAGCUAACCUUGAAGCGCGUUGUCGGUGGACUGAUAUGACCGCAUUGCACUAUGCAGCUUACUUUGAUUGUCCGAUGCUUGCGGAAUUGCUCGUCCGACGUGGAGCCCAACUAGAUUGCCGAUCACGAAUGGCUGAUGGCGCAACUCCUCUGCAUUUGGCCGCGACUCAGCUGUCGCUUGGAGCCACUCGGGCUCUGCUUCAUGCUUCAGCUAUCUCGCUUGCUCAGACCGGAUCAGGAUACGCUGAUAAGGACUCGGUAGACGCGUUGGGUCGUACACCGUUUCAGUGUCUGCCCCCGGCAAACCAAUUGGCUGAACCACUAUGUUCCCUGCGAGAUCGUCUGGCCGAAUUGCUGGGACCGGCAGUCCGACAAUCAAAUUGCCUGAAUCACGAUCUGCUUGACAAUGAGAUAGAGGUCUUGUCAGCCCUACGGUCGGGUCGUGCUGAGCUGAAUGGUUUCCCGCUGCUUCCGAACCAAUGCAACGGCCACGACCCACAACCAAAUGAACCACCAAACGGUAUGAGCUGGCUUGUUGCUUGGGAAACGCUUCCAAUCGGAGGUAGUUCAUCCGGGCCUGUAACAGAGGUAGAAUUGCAAACAUUUCGAAGUUUUCGUGCAUCAGAAUUGGAGAACGUUUCCACGUUACAGAUAAUGUCUGACGAGUAG